Molecule: messenger RNA, 2356 nt
Organism: Zingiber officinale
Lineage: Eukaryota; Viridiplantae; Streptophyta; Magnoliopsida; Zingiberales; Zingiberaceae
Product: serine protease SPPA, chloroplastic-like
Exons: 13
Coding region: 33-2081 (682 amino acids)
Cellular component (GO): membrane
Molecular function (GO): peptidase activity
Source: RefSeq, a predicted model, not a curated record
GGGUGAAGGGGAGGAGGAGGAAGAGGGUUUCCAUGGCCGCACUUCUACUCAAUACACCGCCUUCCUCCCUCUCCCUCCUCGGCUUCGCCAGCCUCCGCUCCUCCUCCUCAUCCUGCCGCCGUCCUCUCCUCCGCCUCGCCUCCCCUCCCAUUCUCUGUCGAUACCGUGUCCGAGCCCUUGAAUCCUCCUCUGCCGCCUCCAAGACCGAAGGCGACAACGAGGAGGCGGCGUCAAAGAAUGGGGAGGGUUUCGAUUCAGAUGGAGCCGUGGCAGAGAAGACAAACGGCGCAGUCGGGGAGGCGGAGGGCAGGGAGUUCCCCGUGGAAGAGGAGUUCGAGAUGGAGGAGUUCGAUUGGUGGCGGCUCUUCGUGGUGAAGACGAGGAUGCUCUUCGCGCUUCCCUGGGAGCGCGUCAAGAAAGGGAGUGUCCUCUCCAUGAAACUUCGCGGCCAGAUAUCUGAUCAGCUAAAAUCACGCUUCUCUUCUGGGUUAUCUUUACCUCAAAUUUGUGAGAAUUUCAUAAAAGCAGCAUACGAUCCUCGGGUAUCCGGAAUUUAUCUUGAAAUUGAACCAUUAAGCUGUGGAUGGGCCAAGAUUGAUGAAAUACGACGACAUAUAUUGAAUUUCAAGAAGUCAGGUAAGUUCAUUGUGAGCUACAUACCCAUAUGUGGAGAGAAAGAGUACUAUCUUGCAUCUUCCUGCGGAGAAUGCUAUGUCCCUCCUAGUGCUUAUGUUGCAUUAUAUGGUUUGACUGUUCAAUCAUCAUUCCUUGGGGGCGUGCUUGAAAAAAUAGGAAUUCAACCAGAAAUUCAGAGAAUUGGAAGAUAUAAAAGUGCUGGGGACCAAUUAUCCCAGAAAAGCAUGUCAAAGGAAGUUUGUGAGAUGCUUACAACUUUGCUUGAUAAUAUAUAUGAGAAUUGGCUAGAAACCAUUUCUUCAACUCUAGGAAAGAGAAGGGAUGAAAUUGAGGACUUCCUGAACUCGGGAGUUUACCAAGUGGAGAGGCUUAAAGAAGAAGGUUAUAUAACAAACAUAUCAUAUGAUGAUGAGGUUAAGUCAAUGCUAAAGAAAAGAUUGGGUCAAAAGGAUGAAAAGGAUCUUUUGAUGGUUGAUUAUAGGAAGUAUUCUAAAGUACGAAAAUGGACCCUUGGGUUGGAAGGAGGUAAAGAGCAAAUUGCUAUUAUUAGAGCCUCUGGAAGCAUAAGUCGCACUCGUAGCCCUUUGAGUGUCUCUGGUUCUGGCAUUGUUAGUGAGCAACUAAUUGAGAAGAUUCAGGGAGCCAGAGAAUCAAAAAGGUAUAAAGCUGUCAUUUUGCGAAUUGACAGCCCUGGUGGUGAUGCUCUUGCUUCUGACCUCAUGUGGAGGGAGAUAAGGCUUCUUGCUGCUUCUAAGCCUGUGAUUGCAACAAUGUCUGAUGUUGCUGCAAGUGGAGGCUACUACAUGGCUAUGGCUGCUGAUGCUAUUGUGGCUGAAAAGCUUACUUUGACAGGUUCUAUUGGAGUUGUCACAGGUAGGUUUAGCUUAAACAAGCUAUAUGAGAGGAUUGGCUUCAACAAGGAGAUUAUUUCACGGGGAAAAUAUGCGGAGCUCAUUGCUGCUGACCAGCGGCCUUUCCGACCAGAUGAAGCAGAACUCUUUGAAAAGUCAGCACAGAAUGCUUACCGUCUAUUUCGAGAUAAAGCAGCAUUCUCACGGUCAAUGCCUGUGGAAAGAAUGGAGGAGUUUGCUCAAGGACGGGUAUGGAGUGGAAAAGACGCUGCAUCUCGUGGAUUGGUUGAUGCAAUUGGUGGGUUCUCCCGAGCUGUUGCCAUUGCAAAACACAAGGCAAAAAUACCACAAGAGAGACAGGUUAAGCUAGUUGAGGUGUUAAAACCUUCGCCGACAUUACCUGAAAUAAUAACUGGGAUUGGAAACACUCUCCUAGGGCUGGACAAGACAGUGAAGGAAGCAUUGCUGGGUCUAAACUACUUGAAUGGAGUUCAAGCUAGAAUUGAUGGCAUUCUAUUUGAAAGUGUGUCACAUGCAUCGGAUGACAACCCCAUCUUCAUGAUCAUAAAGGAUUGUCUAAACUCACUACUGUAGAAAAGCAACUACCGUUUUUUGUUGCAUUGCUCAAGCUAUUCUACACUAAAGAAAGAUCAAAAGUUAAGAUUAGAACAUGCAGAAUGUAAUCUUCCAAGGUAAGGGACGGGAGUUUCUAAGUCUUGGUUGCAUUGCACGAUGUAUUUGUCAUAUUAUUCAUAAUCCUGCAAGUGUAUAACUAAAUCCAAAUGUAGUCUUCUUGUGUCCAUGUUUAUGUACAAGUCAAACAUUGUAUACUUAAAUACAUAACAUCAAAGGAAAUUUUUACUGAUGCA